Entrophospora sp. SA101 is the source of this 535-nucleotide messenger RNA. NCBI's taxonomy places the organism in Eukaryota, Fungi, Glomeromycota, Glomeromycetes, Entrophosporales, Entrophosporaceae. The record is from the annotation of a GenBank genome assembly.
UUGAGGAAUUGGUUGCAAUGCAAUUAUCUUAUGCUAAAGAGCAAGCUAAAGUCACUGCACAAGAAGAAGUCCCACCAUAUUAUAAUCAAUUUGAAAGACAAGCCAUUUUGGAUGCUGCUGAAAUUGCUGGAUUACAUGUACUAUUCUUGAUUAAUGAUCAGACAGCUGUUGGAAUAAACUAUGCCAUAACACAUUUUUCUUCUAUUACUGAGGAACCACAAAUCCAUUUAUUCUAUGAUAUGGGUGCUGGAAGCACUAAAGUUAGUGUGAUCAAAUUUAAUAUUGUAAAUAACAAGGAUCUUCAGAAACAUUUUGCAACAAAAUUUGAUGAUUUACACAGUGGUAAGCUGAAAGAAUCAAUUUUUAAGUCUGAUCAUGCUAUGACAAAAUUAUUUAAAGAGGCAAAUAGGGUAAAACAAAUUCUUAGUGCUAACACAGAAACAAUAGCUUCAAUAGAAAAUUUACAUGAAGAAAAAGAUUUUAGAAUUACAAUUUCAAGAAAAGAAUUUGAAGCUAUUACAGAUGAUUUGAUCAA